Messenger RNA from Panicum virgatum (switchgrass), 1766 nucleotides. RefSeq names its product protein STRICTOSIDINE SYNTHASE-LIKE 10-like. The coding region runs from base 609 to 1661 and encodes 350 amino acids. Gene Ontology annotation, biological process: biosynthetic process. The record is from RefSeq and is a predicted model, not a curated record. The transcript has 2 exons. NCBI's taxonomy places the organism in Eukaryota, Viridiplantae, Streptophyta, Magnoliopsida, Poales, Poaceae. Gene Ontology annotation, molecular function: strictosidine synthase activity.
CCGCCCCGCAAAAUAGUUGAUUGCGAUGCAAGCGGCCCAGCUGCAGAUUGUUUGCGGCCUACUAUUGUUCACGUCGCCGAGCCCGUUGGACAAAGGGAAAAGCCCGCGGAACCCGCAAAGUCUCGCAGAUGCUGUUGCCAGCGCCGCGCCGCCGUCGAGGUCUUCCACGGUUCCUUCUGUCUUCCCGGAGGGGCGGGAGCGCACGCUCGAGCUCCCGCUACUCUCGCUCCAGUCGAUACCCACAGCAUCGGCCGCACCGCGCAGGAUGUCUCUGCCCCUGCUCGUCGGCACCUGAAGCCUCCAAUCCAGCGCAUCCUCCCUCUUCCCCAAGCACUGCGGCGACUAAUCCGUAUCUGAAUCGGAAGCACCACAGCAGUAACCGCCUCAUCCUCAUCGGAGAGCCUGGGAGCACCAAGUCCGACUAGGACAACACGUCUAGUUGCCACGCCGCCAUAAAAGGCAGGGACACCCUGCGCUUCUCUCCAUCGAAGGCAAAUCCAAGCCAGAGCCAGCGUUGCCUUCGCCAAACGUUCAGAAACCAAACCCAACGUCCUAGUCCACGAACCUUGUCUGCAGUGCGAGACAGCGCUCACACAAGCGAAGCAAUCAUGGGGAACGUCGCGGGGAAGAAUAUUCUGACAGUGGCGAUCUCGUUGCUCGCCGUCCUGGCACUACUCCUCCAGCCGUGCGCCGCCGCACGCCCCGUUCCCGGAACGGCGACCAUUAUUGACGGCAGCCAGAGCCUGCACCUGCCCCUCCGCGGGUCGCUACUGCGCGGCCCGGAGAGCGUCGCGUUCGACGGCGACGGCGCGGGGCCCUAUAGCGGCGUCUCCGACGGCCGCGUCUUGAAGUGGAACGGGCUGGCGCGCCGCUGGUCCACCUAUGCGUACAGCCCAGGCUACAACGCCAAGGCCUGCACCGCGUCUAGGACUCGACCGGCCGAAGUCACGGAGAGCACGUGCGGCCGCCCGUUGGGCCUGCGCUUCCACUACAAGUCCGGCAACCUCUACAUCGCCGACGCGUACAAGGGGUUGAUGCGUGUCGGCCCGGGCGGCGGCAAGGCGACGGUGCUGGCCAACGAGGUCGAUGGUGUGCCGCUCCGCUUCACUAACGGCGUCGACGUCGACCAGGUCACCGGAGAGGUGUUCUUUACGGAUAGUAGCACGAACUACCAGCGGUCACAGCACGAGAGAGUCACAGCUACUGGAGACUCGACGGGCCGUCUCAUGAAGUACGACCCGAAGACGAAGAGUGUCACUGUGCUGCAAUCCGGUAUCUCGUACCCUAAUGGUCUCGCUAUCAGUGCCGAUCGGACACACCUUGUCGUAGCACUCACCGGACCAUGCAAGUUGAUGAGGUAUUGGAUCAAGGGUCCCAAGGCGGGCACGUCGGAGCCGCUUGCCGAUCUACCGGGCUAUCCCGACAACGUGAGGGCUGACCUUAAAGGUGGAUUUUGGGUAGCACUGCACCGGGAGAAGAUGGAACUGCCAUUUAGCCCAGACAGUCACCUUCUUGCUGUGAGGAUCAAUGCUGAUGGGCAGGUGGUCCAGGUGAUGAAAGGAUCCAAGAGCGUAAGGCCGACCGAGGUGGUGGAGAGGGAAGGCGGCAAGUUGUAUAUGGGUUCGGUGGAAUUACCUUAUGUCGGCGUAGUUAGUGAAUAGAAAUUUCGCUUUUAGUUUAGGUUUGCUAUUUUUCGAUGUUGCUAGGCUAUUAGGAGCUUGAAUUUUUUUUUUACAUUACAUCAAGAUUGUACUAGCCUAGUUUGG